UGUCCAUAAUAUGUGUUACAGCACAUAGAAAAUACAGUUGGGAUUUUGAUUCCUUUUAUUUAAUAUGUCCAUUGGUUAAACAUAACUUUGCCUAAUUUUAUUAUUUGUAAUAAUAUUAUUUUAAGUACUUCAGUUAACCCUUCUCCAAAUAUAGAAGCUCAGUACACUGGUAAUUUUAAAUCUGUGUAACCAGUAAUCAUGCAUUAUUUCUAGUGCUGAAAACUUACUUUAAUUUUAAGUGUUAAAGUAGACUUUUAAAGUAAUCUCUAAUUAAUUCCUGUUUUAACAUUGUUGGAUCAUAUUCCUUCCCUGGGUUUGAUAGAGUGGAUUUUAAGCAAUGUUGCUUACCCUGUAUAAGAGGUCUGGGAUUAAAAGUGGGCAUCUGUCAGCAUAUGAAAUAUGCCUCAUUCCUUCUGCCAUUUAGGCAUUCUAUUCUGGCUUGGAGACUGCUUGCAAAACAUUCUUGGAAAUUACUAAUGCUGUUAUCUAUUUUACAAUGAAAUCAAAAAUACCAUUAAAAUGUAAUGCUUUAAUUGCAGUUUAUACUGUAAAUUUAAUGGAAAUUAGUGGAGCUGCUUAAUAAAAAUGAUAUUUUGUUAUAUCUGAAGGUUGAUUUGCAUGAAUCCUUUAGAACUUAGCACACAUUUUUGAAUGAUAAACAUAAGGAAUUGUAUAAAAUCAUAUGUCAACCUAUACCCACUUUGAAAAUUAAUAACUGUGCUAAAAUUAUUAAACUAUAACCUCAAACUGUUGCCAGGCUGCAACUGAAGGCUGUCCCCGUUGCAGUAUUGUGAUUGGCUAUUGUAUGCCCCAAUGAAAGGCAGGCUUCAUGAGAAAAGAGAUGAAGUAUAGUAUGACAAAUGGUCACCUGGUUGUCUACUUAUAUUAAAGAAUUAUCCUCUCCCAAAUACAAAACACUAACCUCACUAACCAUUUGAUGUCCAUUUUCAUGCAAUUCUGAACAUCCUGACCUGUUCAGAGGCACAAUUGUCCAUUAUCAUGGAACCAACACUGAUCGCAGCCAUGCAAGAAGAUAAUAAAAAACAAAACAUUGAAAGGACAUAUAGUAAUGAAACAUUUUGCACGGGUACUAGUGAAGGCUUUCAUUCCAAGUGUAAAAGUGCUGCUAAUCUACUACAAAAGAGAAGACAACUUCAUCCUCUAUUGGGUACUGGAGUAGAUAAUCCAUAUCGUGCAGCCAGUAAUUAUGGAGCUAGAUUUAUGUCUGUCAGUUCUUCAACCAAAACCAACAUGAAUGGGUAUUCGCAAAAGAUCUUGUCUGCCAAGUUAUUACGAGUCAAACAGCUCCAGAAUGAACUGACAGAUGCACAGUUUCAACUGAAUGAGCUGUUCACAGAAAAUCGAUUGCUGAAGACACUACAGAAGAGGCAGGACCGUGCUCUCGACAAGUAUGAGAGUACUAAAGCAGCAUUGCCUCAGCUUAUUCGUUCACAUAAUGAAGAAGUUCGCGUUCUAAGAGCUAAGGUGAAACAAUUGAAAUCAGAGUGCUGUGAAAAAGAUCACCGGAUAAAAGAAUUAGAUGCUGACCUUCAAAAUUUGAGAGAUCAGCAUCAUCGUUUGUUAAAGCUUUCAAGAGACCGUCAUUUAGGAACCCGAGAGAAACUUACUGAACAGAUGGAAGAAUUGAAAGAAAUUAUAAAAGAACAGGAUCUCAGGAUUCAGACACUUCAUCGUAAAGUAAUGCUUGAGACAAAGAAUUUCAAACACCAGUUAAGUUAUGAAAUAACACGACACAAAGAAACUCAAAGACAUUUGAGUGAAGCUUUAGACAAAAUAUCAAAGCUUGAAAUUUUGGUUGAAACAAAGGAGAAAUAUAUUGCAAAUUUUGUGCCUAAGCAAAACUUCAGAAACAAGUAUAGACAAUCUGUAGUACCACUGGUGUCACUCGCUGGACCAGCAAGAUAUCCUGACCUGCAUGCUUCAAUGAAAUCUGAGGCAGAACUAUUUCCACAAUUAGAAGAAGAGUCAAGUGAAGGAACUUGUAUGGCUUCCCAUACUAAUACAACAUAUGGUUCCGCACGUCUAAGUACAGAAGCAGUAAAGAUUAACUCAGGAAACCACAUGCCUUCUGAUGGAUAUAAUACCAGGCGUAUGAAACUUGCAAAUAAGAGACAAUUUGUACUAAAAAGGGAAUUAUAUGAAACUGUUGUAAACAAAACAGAUGACCUAAUGAGCAGCAGUGACCUUACUUCACGUACUCCAUCUUCUAGUGUCCUGACUGAUGACAGACAGUCUGAUUUGACAGAUGAUAAUGUAAGCAAACAACCUUACAGUUUAGGAACAGCUUAUGGCUCAAGAAAACCAUCUCUAAACACUGAGCCUACCGAAAAACUCUCCCUUAGCGUUGAUGACCAUGAUACACGUAAAAGUGAAGAUCUGGAAAAGGAGAAUGAAGAUUUAGUUUCUUCCACCAAAACAAGCCGGAGCGGAUCAUUUCAGGAAAAUGGAAGAAAUGAUUUAUUUACAAACGUGAUUGCUGAUACAAGAGAAGGAAUUGAUGUUGGGAAAGAUUCACUUUUAGUUCUUGAAUUAAAAUGCGUUGAAAAUGGGCUCAAAGAAAUGGUGUCAGAUAAUGAGAGUAGAAAAGGGUCACUACUAAUGGAGAAGUUAAACUAUGCUGAAGAAAAAUCCAUAUCUACAAUAACAAACAGAAGUCCUGGUAGAAAAGGAUCAUUAGAAAGGGAAAAUACAAGUUAUACUGAAGAAUCCAUGCCUGCAGUAAAUAAAAUUUUAAGCAGAAAGGGAUCCAUAAAAACAGAAAAAAUAAAUUUUGUAGAAGAAUCCGCGCCUGCAUUACGAAACAAAAUCAGAAGUAGAACGUCGUCUCCGAGUGAUGAAAUAAAUUUGGACACGGAUAGUGUGAAACAUAUGACAACCUUUAAAAGAGAAAAAUCAUACGUAUCAUCUAAUGAAAAUGGGACUAAAAAUGAUACAUCCUGUGAAUAUGGACUUGCGGAAGCAUCUGGACAUUUGUCAGAAACGUCUCGAGCUCGGAACAAAAUUCAAAAUGAAGUUCUGUCUGAAAGAGAUAUAACAGAUACUAAAUUGAAACAGGUGGUGAAUAAUUCAGAAUCAAAAGCUCCAGAAACCAAAGACCAUGAGAAAAAGAAACUAUUGGCUGCUUUGAAAGCUAUUGAUGAGGGAGAAGACCCUUCUGUAGUCGAUACAGGGGACAAAAGUUCCUCAAUUUUAGAGAAUGCUCUUACUAACUCUACGUCAGAUGCAAGUUCAUCAUUAAACAUUUCUUUACCUUUUAUAGGACAAAUGAGAGUUUUAAAUAAACAGUGGGAAGGCAAAGUAACUUCUGAAGAAAGACGUACUGACGUUGAGAAACCAAAGACUAAAACUGAACUGAUGCAAGAAUUAUUCGGAGGCCACUUCAGGGAUUUAACUGCUGGAAAUAACAACAGUGCUUGACACAUACAAUGGUUACAUCUGAGAACAUUCCAAAUACUACUUUCAAUUAAAUUUCAUCAAGUUAUAUUAUUAAAAAGAUGUUAUGCAAAUAAUUUGGGGGGGGGAGGAGUUUAAGUACAUUUCAUGUUUUAGAAUAUUGACAGAGCACUUUUAUGUAAUGUUAUUUAUAAUGUUAGAUGUCUGUUAUUUAUGUGAAGUUAAGUAUGCUGAAGAUUUUAUUAGCAGGUUAUAUAUCAUAGAAUACUGUAUUACAUUUGCUUUGUUAAACUAUUGUUAAGUAAUAUAACUUUGUUAGGAAUCUUAAUAUCUGCACUUGACGUGUUGUGCCUUAACACAUCCACAGCAAAAUGACAGCUCCCUUCUUUUGUGUUGCUAGUACAAAGUAGCUGGAGUGCUCAAAGUGGCCUUUAAUGAAGCAAUUGAUUUAGAAUUAUGUUCACACAGUAGCAUGCAAAUUUGAAGAAAACACGUAGGCAUUGUGACAAAAUUAAUUUGACUUCGAUUGGAGUAUAUUAUAUCAGUAGUGACAUCCAUAUUAAUCUGAGGGGGCAGACUGAAUAGUAUAUUUAUAACACAUACAUUAAUUUUUUGAAAGUAUUAGCAUUGUGUAUUGAUUUAAAACUACAAAUUAUGGAUUUUUUUUAUUGAGAUUUCAGUAUGUAAAAUAUCAGUUUCAAUUCAUCCAAUAUUUUAAAAAUUUUAUUUCUUGAUGAGUUUAAAUUAGCUGCAAGAUAUUAAUUUGUGUUAUUAACCAAUGUUACAGCAAGUUUUAAAAUAUGAUCAAAAAGUAAGUCUGCUUAAUUUUGUAAAAAAAACAAAGAGGUUCCUGUGUUCCGGUGAUUUUUAAGAGUUUUGAAACAUUUUCAAUGAAAUUUAAUAUCCCAUAUUAUCCUUCAUAAAAGGUGGAAGUUUGUAAUGGAGUUUUAUUUUGAAAUAAAUUACUCCUGCUAUGAAAUACUGAGUGCAUAGCCUUGAAAUAGGAGUGUUAAAGUGUUUGAGCAUACUCUAAAAUGACUACAUAUGACAUGAAGAAGGAAAAAAAAAUGGGUAGAGGUAAAAUUCUUCUUGUGUCUAAGGAUCAUGUUAUGUGUACAUGACGUGUGGAGUUGAAGCUGCGUUAACAGAAAUAAGUAUCCAUAAUUUUUGAAGCUGAAGUGUCAUGGUAUUUGGGUUAACAUGAGGAGCAGUAGUUAAAUUUGUGAAUAGUUUAAACUUCACUACAACAUGAAGAUAUCCGUCUUCUGGGUUAUUGCGCUGUGUAGUCUGGUCGAUGUUAACCAACGUUUCAGAGGUCAUACUGCCUCCGUCGACCAGACUACACAGCGCAAUAACCCAGAAGACGGAUAUCUUCAUACUCACCGCUGUGAGAACCUCAAGUCUUACAUUCACUACAACAUGUAUGCUGUGCUUACUUCAUAAACAGAUUUUAUUAAUGAGUUAGAGAUUUGGAUGAGAUAAGUUGCAUUGCCAAUCACUGUAGAAGCAUACAAUUAAAGACUCAUUUGGGCAUGUUAUGAAGCACCUUCAUAAGAAUUUAACAAAUUAGGUUUCAAAUAGUUCACACAAAUCUGAUGAAACUAGGUCCAUCAUACCCUGCACUGAUGCACUUUUACAAAGUUUGGAUGCUUAUGUUGGAAGUAAAUGGAGACAGACUCAAAUAAAAUAUGAUACUUAUUCACUUGUUUCAUUGUAAAAUAUUGGAGAAUACUGUUUUAUCCAUGUUCAUAUUAGAAGUGUACGUUUUGUGUGAAUCUACGUAUUAAUGAAUAAAUAUGGGAAGAUCAUGAAAAUACUCUCAUUAGGGAUGAAAGUGAUUGAUUGUGUACAAACUAGACAACAGCCAGUGAUGUUAGAGCAGGAUAUGAGGUCACUAGCAUAAUAAGAAAUGUAUAAUGGGAGAAAUUCAGUUCAGGCCUAUUGUUUUGAUAACAAAUAUAGAAAAUGGAUUUAAUGCUA
Molecule: messenger RNA, 5394 nt
Organism: Zootermopsis nevadensis
Lineage: Eukaryota; Metazoa; Arthropoda; Insecta; Blattodea; Termopsidae
Source: RefSeq, a predicted model, not a curated record